GGGGGCUAUUGGGUGAUGGCGGCUGAUGCAGGUCGAGGUGCCCGAAGACAAGAGAGAUUACUGGAUAUUCUGUCAAGAAAGGUCAAUAUCCGGGUUCGCAUCUCCUUUCAUCACCCGUGUGCAAUACCAAGCGGCUAGUUUGUUUCCUCCCUCGGUCUCGGACCCGUCCCGCCUCUGAUCUCCUUCCCCCAGUGCAGACCCUCCACUAGUCCCUCUCAUGGCCUCUCUGACCCUGGGGCUUCUCCUUCCGCCCCUCCUGCUGAUCCUCUACUUCGUCCAAAAGAACUUUGGUAGGCUCCGACCCCUCAACGCUAUCCCCAACGCACAUCCCACCGUUCCCUUCUCCUCGAUAUGGCUGAUCUCGAUCCGGUACCGCAAGCGCGAGAACCGCACGGUAUGGGAUGCUCACAAACGGCUCGGACCAGUCGUACGCCUCGCGCCAGAGGAGGUGAGUGUGUGCACACUCGAUGGCCUGAAGACGAUUUAUGGGGAUUGGGAGAAGAACGCUUGGUAUGAAGCAUUCAUCAACUACGGGACACCUCCCUUAGUCGCCAAAAUCCACUCUGGACCACACUCGGCCCAUAAACGUCUAUUCUCAAAUGUAUACUCCAAAUCCUACGUCCAAAACUCGUCAGACAUCUCCGCGUUCAAUUCUCGCAUCUUAACAAAGAAAGUCCUUCCCAAAAUUGCUACUUCUGCCACUACUGGGGCUUCGAUUGAUGUCCUACGUCUCAAUAUGGCUUUCAGCAUGGAUACGGUGUCGGCAUACGAAUUUGGCAGUGCCUAUGGCACUGACUUCCUCGACGAUGAAGAUGCCUGCCUUCACUUCCUCAAGGCCUUCGCAGUCGUCAAGAACGGCUUCUUCUGGGCAGGACGCUUACCAACUCUAACCCAGAACCUGGAACGAAUCGGCAUCAACCUCGUUGCGCAGGCGGCCCUGGACGGCCAAGCUUACAUGGAGAACAUGUGCUGGAAGCUGUGCUCACUUGUCCAUGCCGCCAUCGAGAAUAACUCCAUCGACCCCACAAGCACUGCUCCGGUCGUCUACGCGCAACGAUUAUCCUCCCAGACUAAAAGCACGGAAAAGACAACUCCUUCCCCAAUCGAAGGUCCAGACUUCCUCCGCAAGUCUGUCGCCUCAGAUAUGCUAUGUCACCUCAUCGCCGGCCACGAAACUUCAGGCAUCAACCUCACCUACGCCAUGUAUGAGCUCUCAAUGCACCCAGAGUUCCAAACCGCUCUCCGCGCGGAAUUACGCUCUAUCAAUCCACCUCUCCUCUUUCCACCCUCUACCUAUGGACGCAGUGCUUUCUCACCCUCCAUUGUUAUCCCUCCUUCUGCUAUCCCCCGCGCUUUGGAUGCUCUUCCACUUCUAAAUGCUACGCUUUACGAGACAUUGCGGUUAUACCCACCUGGUGCUGCGGGCCAACCUCGUGUGGCACCACGUGGAGGAGCCAUGCUGCAUGGGUUUAUGCUUCCAGAGGGUGUAGUGGCACAUGCGGCGCCGUACUCGGUGCAUCGGAAUGAAGAGGUGUUUGAGCGGGCUGAGGAGUGGUUGCCGGAGAGGUGGAUGGGAGAGCGAAAGAAGGAGGUUGCGGAGUGGUUUUGGUCGUUUGGGAGUGGGUCUAGGGGAUGUAUUGGGAAAGCGUUUGCGAUACAAGAAAUGCUCGUUAUGUUAGCAGCAGUAUACACCAAUUAUAGUUCGCAUAUCGUGGAUGCGGAAGGGAUUGAGCCAGUGGAUGAAUUUAUUGCAGGGCCAAGGGCAGGAAAGUUGAUUUUGAGAUUCGAGAAAGUCGGGUAAAGAGUACAAAGAGAGGAAUUAUGGCCAGUAACAACCCAAAGCAUGAUAUAUUCAGCUGGCGCCGGGCUAGCUUAUAUUACUAUUUAGAACAAUUUUAGAUCUGUUUUAUGAUGUUAUGACCG
Molecule: messenger RNA, 1923 nt
Organism: Hyaloscypha bicolor E
Lineage: Eukaryota; Fungi; Ascomycota; Leotiomycetes; Helotiales; Hyaloscyphaceae
Product: putative cytochrome P450 monooxygenase
Exons: 2
Coding region: 218-1801 (527 amino acids)
Molecular function (GO): oxidoreductase activity, acting on paired donors, with incorporation or reduction of molecular oxygen; heme binding; iron ion binding
Source: RefSeq, a predicted model, not a curated record